Molecule: messenger RNA, 7262 nt
Organism: Nerophis lumbriciformis (worm pipefish)
Lineage: Eukaryota; Metazoa; Chordata; Actinopteri; Syngnathiformes; Syngnathidae
Product: GRAM domain-containing protein 4-like
Biological process (GO): apoptotic process; negative regulation of toll-like receptor 9 signaling pathway
Source: RefSeq, a predicted model, not a curated record
GGUUGACGGUGAAACUGGUCAAACAGGAAUCUGCUCGUCCUGUUCAAACUUAUUCGUGGACUUGUUGCUUCCAGAGGACUAAUAUUCCCUCCAAGAGUCCGGGGGUCGCCUUAGGUAAAGAACUUUCGACUUUGUUUGACGGAGCGACGUACUUUUUUUCCUUUUUUUUUUGUACCUAUUUUGCUUCUGAAAGUUCAGGUGUGUCCAGGUGGUCAAGCUCAAAGGUAGACGCUCGUGCUGCCAGCGCCAGGCCCCAGCAUGCGCAGGCGUCUGGACCGGAUUCGUAACUGGAGCCACAGACGGGCGGAAGACUGGGCGGACCCGGCCGAGUCGCCCAGCACGUCGGACACAGAAUGCAGCGAGGAGGUCCUUUCAGGAACACCUCCUGUUCUCCAGGAGGACCCCAAAACCGAUCUCAACGAGAUCAAAGGUCAUCUCGAGAUCACCUUGUUAGAGAAACACUUCUUACAGGAGGAGCUGAGGAAACUCCGAGAAGAAGAGUCCAGCGUGGACACGUUGCGUGAGGAGCUGGAGAAAGAGCACUGCAGGAACGUGGAGCUGGAGCAGAAGAUCAAAAACAUGAGUCGCAGACUUGAAGAUCCCACGAGUGCCGCUCCCAUAGCUCCGCCUCCUCAGGCCCUCGGCGCCGCAGAGAAAGACAAGGAGGACAUGUACUCCCGCUUCCAGAGGUGGCUCCUCCGUUAUUUGGGCGUCGACUUCCAGGACUUCAACUUCCAGCCGGAGGAGGAAGUGGCGGAGCCGGACGAGCAGCUCAGUGCCAGGAGGCUGACAGAAAACAUGAGACGUCUCAAGAGAGGACUCAGACCUGUGACGAACUUCAAGAGGGACUUGUCGGCCCUGUCCAGCUGGUACUCGGUCUACACGUCGGCCAUCGCCUUCACCAUGUACAUGUAUGCAACGUGGCGUGGAUGGACCAUCUCCAUGUUCCUGUUCCUCGCCGUCCUCCGCCUCUCUUUAAAUUACCUCAUCGCCAGGGGCUGGAGGAUCCAGUGGAGCAUCGUGCCGGAGAUCUCAGAACCCGUGGAGCCUCCCAGGGAGGACCUGACCGUCACGGAGAAGUUCCAGCUGGUCCUGCACGUGGCCCAGAAAGUUCAGAUCAUCUUUGGCAAGAUGGCCGACGUUCUGGAGAAGAUCAAGAAUCUCUUCAUGUGGGUGGAUCCUAAGUUAACCAAGAAGCUGUACGUGGCUGUGUGGGUGCUCUUCAUCGCCUCCUGCCUGCUGCCUUACAAAGUGCUGGGACUCAUCAUCGGUGUGGUUGCAGGUGUCAAGUUCUUCAUCAUCAACUUCAUCUUCAGGAGCUGUCCCAAACUGCGGGAACGUUACGACACGGUUCACAUUGUGUGGACUAGCCUGCCCACAGACCUGCAGCUGAGGGAGCGUGGCGACCCCUCGCUAUCCCGACGGCUGUCUGAGUGUGACCAGGUAAGGUUGUGUUGUGGUCAUGUGACACAAGCGAAGCACCUGUUGGAGGCGUGCACGUCCUUAUUGGACCUUCCAGCCCGGUUCUGGUUCUUGUUGAGUCCCCUUUGUUGUCUUCAGGUUCCUUCUGGGGAGGACGUGGGAGCAGGAAAGUCCUUCAGCACCAAGAGAGGAGCCUUCCAUGAGGUCUUUAACCUCCCAGAGAGUGAGCUUCCACUGACAGCGUGUGAGGGAGGUUGGCGCUGCUGCCUGAUUAACCGUGACAAGAAGACGCCCACAGACUACAUCCGUCACGGCGUGCUCUACGUCACAGAGAACCACCUGUGCUUCGAGUGCUCCAGGUCUUCAUCCUCCAAGAGGAACAAAGUCAUCAAGCUGCUGGACAUCGUGGACAUCCAGAAGUACAAAGUCCUGUCCGUCCUCCAAGGCUUCGGCAUGGGCAUCUCCAUAGCAACGCCCUCCACCCAGAAGCCCCUGGUGUUUGGAGCCAUGGCCAACCGCGACGAAGCCUUCCACCUCAUCUCCAGCCAGCACAAGAAGACGGUCGCCAUGGUUACCGCCGCCAUCCCAGAGACGUAGGAAGCGGACGAUGUUCCUCCUCCGAACACCAGGAAAGUCUUACACAGGAAGUCACCUCUUCAGGACUUUUAUUUGCUUUGUUUCAACCUAAAAAUCAUGACGCUAUCUUGGAAAUAUGCUAACACUUUAUGCUAGCUUUUUAGCUCAUUUUUGUAUGUUUGAACCUAAAAAUAAUGGCACAAUCUUGGAAGCAUGCUAACAUUUUAUGCUAGCUUUUUAGCUAUUUUUUUCUGUUUGAACCUAAAAAUCAUGGCGCUAUCUUGGAAAUAUGCUAACACUUUAUGCUAGCUUUUUAGCAAAUUUUUUUAGUUUGAACCUAAAAAUAAUGGCGCUAUCUUGGAAAUAUGCUAACAUUUAUGGUAGAUUUUAGCAAUUUGUUUUAUGUUUGAACCUAAAAAUCAUGGCACAAUCUUGGAAGCAUGCUAACAUUUUAUGCUAGCUUUUUAGCAAUUUUUUUUUGUUUGAACCUAAAAAUCAUGGCGCUAUCUUGGAAAUAUGCUAACACUUUAUGCUAGCUUUUUUGCUAUUUUUUUUGUUUGAACCUAAAAAUCAUGGCGCUAUCUUGGAAAUAUGCUAAAACUUUAUGCUAGCUUUUUAGAUCUUUGUUUUUUGUUUGAACCUAAAAUUUUUGCCACAAUCUCGGAAGCAUGCUAACAUUUUAUGCUAGCUUUUUAGCAAUUUUUUUCUGUUUGAACCUAAAAAUCAUGGCGCUAUCUUGGAAGCAUGCUAACAUUUUAGGCUAGCUUUUUAGCUCUUUUUUUUUUUGUUUGAACCUAAAAAUCAUGGCGCUAUCUUGGAAAUAUGCUAAAACUUUAUGCUAGCUUUUUAUCUCAUUUUUUAUGUUUGAACCUAAAAAUCAUGGCGGCGUCUUGGAAAUAUGCUAAAACUUUAUGCUAGCUUUUUAGAUCUUUGUUUUUUGUUUGAACCUAAAAAUCAUGGCGCUAUCUUGAAAAUAUGCUAACAUUUAUGGUAGAUUUUAGCACAUUUUUUUUAUGUUUGAACCUAAAAAUCAUGGCACUAUUUUGGAAAUAUGCUAACACUUUAUGCUAGCUUUUUUAUCUCAUUUUUUAUGUUUGAACCUAAAAAUCAUGGUGCCAUCUUGAAAAUAUGCUGACAUUUUAUACUAUCUUUUUAGCUAUUUUUUAUGUUUAAACUUAUAAAAUCAUGGCGCCAUCUCGGAAAUAUGCUAGCAUUUUAUGCUAGCUUUUUAGCUAAUUUUUUAUGUUUAAACCUAAAAAUCAUGGCGCCAUCUUGGAAGUAUGCUAACAUCUCUUAUCUUAACAUGCUAACAUUUUAUGGUAGCUUUUUAGGUCAUUUUUUAUGUUUGAACCUAAAAAUCAUGCUUUUUGACAUUUGCCGCCAUCUUGGAAAUAUGCUAACGUUUUAUGCUAGCUCUUCAACUAUUUUUGUAUGUUUAUACCUAAAAUCUAGUGCAUUUUAAUACUUGGCGCUAGCUUAGAAGUACACUAACUUGUCGUAUGUCAUCAUGCAAACAUUAGCAUGCUAACAUUUUAUGCUAGCUUCUUAGCUAAAUGUGUAUGUCUACACGCAAAAAUCAUGGAUUUGCAUACUUGGGGCAAUCUUGGAAGUAUGUUAACAUCUCUUAUAUUAGCAUGCUAAUGUUAGCAUGCUAGCAUUCUAGCUAAUUUUGUGUGUUUAUACCUAAAAAUCAUGUUUUUUAUAUAUUCGGCGCCAUCUGAGAAAUAUGCUAACAUCUGCAGACUAACGUUUUAUGCUAGCCGUUCAGCUAUUUUCGUAUGUUUACAUUGAAAAACUAGUGCAUUUUAAUACUUGGCGCUAUCUUAGAAGUACACUAAUUUGUCAUAUGUCAUCAUGCUAAUGUUAGCAUGCUAGAAACUUUAUGCUAGCUUUUUAGCUAAAUUUGUAUGUUUACACCCAAAAAUCAUGGACAUGGAUACUUGGCGCAAUCUUACAAGUAUGUUAACGUGUCUUACAUUUGCAUGCUAAUGUUAGCAUGUUAAUGUUUUAUGCUAGCUUUUUAGCUAAUUUUGUACAUUUAUACCUAUAAAUCGCACAUUUUGAUACUUGGCGCCAUCUCAGAAGUAUGAUAACGUCUGUUAUAUUGGCGUGCUAACAUAAGUAUGCUAACAUUUUAUGCUAGCUUUAGAGCUAAUGUACAUUUAAACCCAAAAAGUCAUAGAUUUUGAUAAUUGGCGCCAUCUCAGAUGUAUGAUAACGUCUCUUAAAUCGGCAUGCUAACAUAAGCAUGCUAACGUUUUAUGCUAGCUUUUUAGCUAAUAUCGUAUAUUUAAACCUAAAAAUGGCCAUCAAAAUUUCCGUUGUAAUUUUCUAGUUAUAAUUAUUAUAGCUAAUAAUACAAUGCGGGAAUCGAUUUAAACGAUUCUGAAUCGAAUCGGAAUCAAAUUGAAUCGUUAGUUGCCCAAAGAUUCACAUUCUGAGUUUAUUAAUCUCAACUUUCAAGUGAACAAAACAUAUAUUUCACUCUUUUUUUAAGCUUGGACUUUUAAAAAGUACUUUAAUUGUUCAUGUGUGUACUUUUAGAACAAUGCAGCUUUUUAUAGCUUUGCAAAGUCUUUCUUUCCCCUCAAAUUGUGUUUUUGAACGGCCUUUAGACUUCCUGCUGCUGCUAAAAUGAAAUACAUUUGUAUUAUUUUAAUGCAAUCCUGCUUUUAAACCAGGGGUGUCCGAAGUAUGCUAAUAUUAGCAUGCUAGCUUUUUGUGUUGCAAAUAUUGCAGGUGUAUAUUUGUUACUUGACGAACGAUACCUGCUUGCAUGCUAAUGUUAUUAUGCUAGGUUUUUCUUGUGUGCUAUUGUUGUAGUUGUACACCCCCGUCGUAUUUUGGUACUUGAUGCAUGCUAACGUUAGCAGGCUAGCAUUUGAAACACAUUUUUCAGGUACACAACUCAGAGUAAUAUAUUUUGGUAUUCGACACACGUUGCAGUUAGCAUUUUUAGCAUGCGAGAUAUAUUUAUAUAGUUUAGCAGGAAUACAUCUCAGACUAAUAUAUUUUGGUAUUUGACACACGUUAGUUAGCAUUUUAGCAUGCUAACAUUAGCAUGCUAAAUAUAUUUUUAAGCUAGUUUAGCAGGAAUACACUUCAGACUAAUAUAUUUUGGUAGUCGACACACGUUAGUUAGCAUUUUAGCAUGCUAACAUUAACAUGCUCGAUUAUUUUUUUCAAGCUAAUUUAGCAGGAAUACACCUCAGAGUAAUAUAUUUUGGUAUUCGACACACGUUACAGUUAGCAUUUUAGCAUGCUAGAUAUAUUUUUUAAAGAUAAUUUAGCAGGAAUACACCUCAGAGUAAUAUAUUUUGGUAUUCGACACACGUUACAGUUAGCAUUUUUAGCAUGCUAGAUAUUUUUUUAAGCUAAUUUAGCAGUAAUACACCUCUGAGUAAUAUAUUUUGGUAUUUGACACACGUUAGUUAGCAUUUUAGCAUGCUAACAUUAAUAUGCUAGAUUAUUUUUUUCAGCUAAUUUAGCAGGAAUACACCUCAGAGUAAUGUAUUUUGGUAUUCGACACACAUUAGUUAGCAUUUUAGCAUGCUAACAUUAGCAUGCUAGAUUUUUUUUUUAAAGCUAAUUUAGCAGGAAUAGACCUCAGAGUAAUAUAUUUUGGUAAUCGACACACGUUAUUUAGCAUUUUAGCAUGCUAACAUUAGCAUGCUAGAUAUUUUUUAAGCUAAUUUAGCAGUAAUACACCUCUGAGUAAUAUAUUUUGGUAUUUGACACACGUUAGUUAGCAUUUUAGCAUGCUAACAUUAAUAUGCUAGAUUAUUUUUUUCAGCUAAUUUAGCAGGAAUACACCUCAGAGUAAUGUAUUUUGGUAUUCGACACACAUUAGUUAGCAUUUUAGCAUGCUAACAUUAGCAUGCUAGAUAAUUUUUUUAAAGCUAAUUUAGCAGGAAUACACCUCAGAGUAAUAUAUUUUGGUAUUCGACACACGUUACAGUUAGCAUUUUUAGCAUGCUAACAUUAGCAUGCUAGAUAUUUUUUUAAGCUAAUUUAGCAGGAAUACACCUGAGUAAUAUAUUUUGGUAUUCGACACACAUUAGUUAGCAUUUUAGCAUGCUAACAUUAACAUGCUAGAUUAUUUUUUUCAGCUAUUUUAGCAGGAAUACACCUCAGAGUAAUGUAUUUUGGUAUACGACACACAUUAGUUAGCAUUUUUAGCAUGCUAACAUUAGCAUGCUAGAUAUUUUUUAAGCUAAUUUAGCAGGAAUAUACCUCUGAGUAAUAUAUUUUGGUAUUCGACACACGUUAGUUAGCAUUUUAGCAUGCUAACAUUAGCAUGCUAGAUAUUUUUUUAUAGCUAAUUUAGCAGGAAUACACCUCAGAGUAAUGCAUUUUGGUAUACAAUACACGUUAGUUAGCAUUUUUAGCAUGCUAACAUUAGCAUGCUAGAUAUUUUUUAAGCUAAUUUAGCAGGAAUAUACCUCUGAGUAAUAUAUUUUGGUAUUCGACACACGUUAGUUAGCAUUUUAGCAUGCUAACAUUAGCAUGCUAGAUAUUUUUUUAUAGCUAAUUUAGCAGGAAUACACCUCAGAGUAAUGCAUUUUGGUAUACAAUACACGUUGUUAGCAUUUUUAGCAUGCUAACAUUAGCAUGCUAGAUAUUUUUUAAGCUAAUUUAGCAGGAAUACACCUCAGAGUAAUGUAUUUUGGUAUUCGACACACGUUAGUUAGCAUUUUAGCAUGCUAACGUUAACAUGCUAUAUUUUUUUUUUUUAGCUAAUUUAGCAGGAAUACACCUCAGAGUAAUAUAUUUUGGUAUUCAACACACGUUACAGUUAGCAUUUUAGCAUGCUUACAUUAGCAUGCUAGAUUUUUUUAAGCUAAUUUAGCAGGAAUACACCUCGGAGUAAUAUAUUUUGGUAUUUCGCUAAUGUUAACUAAGUAUCGUUAGCAUGUUAGCAGAGUACUGUUAGCGUGCUAGAUUUUUAGCUCAUUUUGUUAAUUUUUUGUGUUUAGGGUUUUUUGAAAAACAAAUCUGUACUGGUUUUGAAAGUGAAAACUAGCAAAAUCCUUUGUUUGUCAGUCUGAGGCCCUCAGUGGAAAAAGUGUGGACACGCCUGUUUUAAAAAGGCAUCUCGUUUUUGUGCAGUACUCAAUUGUUCCUGCUGGUGUCAGUAGUGGGUAGUAGUCACUGAGUCUUUUACGCACUUUUGAAUAGAUGAAUGAAUACAAAUUUAUUUUUCUCAAUAAGAUAAUAAAAUGCUAAUAAAAAUGAUUGCUGUGGAUAGAAGUCGUCGUCGUUUA